This is a messenger RNA of Chlorocebus sabaeus (green monkey), 7431 nucleotides long. Lineage: Eukaryota; Metazoa; Chordata; Mammalia; Primates; Cercopithecidae. The record is from RefSeq and is a predicted model, not a curated record.
AAAGCUAUUUUGAUUGUAAUUCAUUAUUCAGCAAGAAGAGUUUAUAAUAGGUGAUUUAUUUAGUUAAAGGAAGAAAGUUUAAGGAAUCCUUAAGGAGAUAAUAGACCUUGUCAAUAAGCAAGCAUUGAAAUAACUGAUAAUUAUUCAUUAACCAGAUAAAAAGAAGGAUAACAUUUUAAAAAGCCCACAUUUUCCUCAAUGCAUGAUGGUGAUAUGUGGUCUGUGGCAUAUACUUGUAUCAAGGUCAUUCCUGGCACUUUCAAACUGCGUUAUUUAAAAACAGAAAAAAAACCCAGCUGUUAGGACAGAAACAUGACUCAGAGUAGCUUAAGCAAUGAAGGAGAUUUAUUGGCCUAUAGUUGGGAAGAACAGGAGUGGAGUGGGUUUUAACUAAAUGGUAUAGAGAUUCUAAUUAUGUUGUCAGGACUCUCUCAUUACCUCAGCUCUGAUUCCCUCUUUCUGUAGGUCCUCUUCUCAUGUAGAUGGCUUUCUUCCAAGUGGUGGUGAUGGUGGUGGUGGUAGAGGGAGCUUUGUGAGGAGGAAGACAUAGUGACAGAAAGUUUCAGAAUUAAGUCAUUCUAAAGGAAAAUGAGAACUUUCUUCCCGCAAAGGCCUUCCCCUCUGAAAUAGCCCUAUCCAGUCCUUCUGUGGAACAUCUGAACAUCUUUUAUUAGUGGAAAUAUUUUCUACACAAUGAAGUCAACAACUUAAUUUAAACCAAUGUUCGUGUGAUUCUGAUUCAUCUGCUGUGGUCCACGAAGCUUGAGAUCUGAGGGGAGUACAGGGUCUUUUGCGAUGACAAUAUGACUAAUAGUAAAGGAAGAUCUAUUACCGAUAAAACAAGUGGUGGUUCAAGUAAUGGAGGAGGUUUUGUAGAUUGGACUUUACGUUUAAACACAAUUCAAUCUGACAAGUUUUUAAAUUUACUCUUGAGUAUGGUUCCGGUAAUUUACCAGAAAAACCAAGAAGACAGGCACAAAAAAGCAAACGGCAUUUGGCAAGAUGGAUUAUCAACUGCAGUACAGACUUUUAGUAAUAGAUCUGAGCAAAACAUGGAGUAUCACAGUUUCUCAGAGCAGUCUUUUCAUGCCAAUAAUGGGCACGCAUCAUCAAGCUGCAGCCAAAAGUAUGAUGACUAUGCCAAUUAUAAUUACUGUGAUGGAAGGGAGACUUCAGAAACCACUGCCAUGUUACAAGAUGAAGAUAUAUCUAGUGAUGGUGAUGAAGAUGCUAUUGUAGAAGUGACCCCAAAAUUACCAAAGGAAUCCAGUGGCAUCAUGGCAUUGCAAAUACUUGUGCCCUUUUUGUUAGCUGGUUUUGGAACAGUUUCAGCUGGCAUGGUACUGGAUAUAGUACAGCACUGGGAGGUGUUCAGAAAAGUUACAGAAGUUUUCAUUUUAGUCCCGGCACUUCUUGGUCUCAAAGGGAACUUGGAAAUGACGUUGGCAUCCAGAUUAUCCACUGCAGUAAAUAUUGGGAAGAUGGAUUCGCCCAUUGAAAAGUGGAACCUAAUAAUUGGCAACCUGGCUUUAAAGCAGGUUCAGGCAACAGUAGUUGGUUUUCUAGCAGCUGUGGCAGCAAUUAUAUUGGGCUGGAUUCCAGAAGGAAAAUAUUACCUUGAUCAUUCCAUACUUUUGUGCUCCAGCAGUGUGGCAACUGCCUUCAUUGCAUCUCUUCUGCAGGGAAUAAUAAUGGUUGGGGUUAUCGUUGGUUCAAAGAAGACUGGUAUAAAUCCUGAUAAUGUUGCUACACCCAUUGCUGCUAGUUUUGGCGACCUUAUAACUCUUGCCAUAUUGGCUUGGAUAAGUCAGGGCUUAUACUCCUGUCUUGAGACCUAUUACUACAUUUCUCCAUUAGUUGGUGUAUUUUUCUUGGCUCUAACUCCUAUUUGGAUUAUAAUAGCUGCCAAACAUCCAGCCACAAGAACAGUUCUCCACUCAGGCUGGGAGCCUGUCAUAACAGCUAUGGUUAUAAGUAGUAUUGGGGGCCUUAUUCUGGACACAACUGUAUCUGACCCAAACUUGGUUGGGAUUGUUGUUUACACGCCAGUUAUUAAUGGUAUUGGUGGUAAUUUGGUGGCCAUUCAGGCUAGCAGGAUUUCUACCUACCUCCAUUUACAUAGCAUUCCAGGAGAAUUGCCUGAUGAACCCAAAGGUUGUUACUACCCAUUUAGAACUUUCUUUGGUCCAGGAGUAAAUAAUAAGUCUGCUCAAGUUCUGCUGCUUUUAGUGAUUCCUGGACAUUUAAUUUUCCUCUACACUAUUCAUUUGAUGAAAAGUGGUCAUACUUCUUUAACUAUAAUCUUCAUAGUAGUGUAUUUAUUUGCUGCUGUGCUACAGGUAUUUACCUUGCUGUGGAUUGCUGACUGGAUGGUCCAUCACUUCUGGAGGAAAGGAAAGGACCCGGAUAGUUUCUCUAUCCCCUACCUAACAGCAUUGGGUGAUCUGCUCGGGACAGCUCUGUUAGCCUUAAGUUUUCAUUUUCUUUGGCUUAUUGGAGAUCGAGAUGGAGAUGUUGGAGACUAAUAAAUUCUACAAACUGCUCUCAAGUUACCAAUGAAGAAAAUACACGACAACCACUUAUGGCUCUUUUUCAAAACUCUUAAAUCAGUGGUUUGACUUUUGCCAGGGUAAUCUUCUGUUGGCCCUGAUUCAAUUAAAUGGCCUUAAUUUUUUUUUAAGGAAUUUGUGUCAAAACCAGAAUGAAGAGUAUUUGUGCUGCUUUUCAUAGAAUAAAUAAUUUGACAUAGACAUAGAUAUAAGCUCUAGCUCUGAAAUUAAUUAGGAAAGAAUAUAGGAUGUUUAUAGUGAAUAAUUUAAAAACCACAAACAUAGCAGAAAUGUACUGUAUUAUUUAAUUUGUAAUGCAGGAUUAGAAGAAGCAGAGCUCUAGUUUAGCCUUUCUUGUCUCACAGAUGUGCUGUAUCCCAGGCAUACUAUAAAGCGAAGGGUACCCAGCCAAGCUUUGAAUUGUAUUAACAAUGCCCACCUCUAUGCUAACUGAGGAUAAAUUUACCAAUUGCUCAUAUUUAAACUGACCUAAAUAGUUUUGCUGAGCAUAAGAUAAAGUCACUUUUACCUCCAUCUAAAAUUACCCUGUGCUGAUGCCAAUUCAAUUUCAUUUCUGCAAGUUCUUGUCAGGCUAACCUUUAAACAUCGAGUGAUCUUGAGAGAUUGUUAAUGAGAGCAGUGGGUUAUUUUUUGAUCAUUGAUUUGUUGGAAAAAUGUUGAAGUGUUUUAAAAAAUGUAAUCUUCAAAAACAGAAGAUAACCUGAGAUGCAUUUGUAGAGACAAGAUGGUAUGAGAAAUUUUGUGUGUGUGUGUGUGUGUGUGUGUGUGUGUGAGAGAGAGAGUGUGUGGGAGAGAGACAGAGACUUUUGAUGAAGAACUAAAUCUUGGAUUGCUGAUAGCAAAGGUCAUAGUGCUGUUGGAAUAUCAGCAAUAUAGUUAUUCUUAAACACAUUUUAUUGACAUGUUUUUGUCAUUUGGUCCAAAAAUUUUGCUACUGACCAGAAUUUACUAUUUGUUACCUAUAUUCUUUUCUUUUCUUUUUGAGGCAGAGUCUUGCUCUGUCACCCAGGCUGGAAUGCAGUGGUGUGAUCUUGGCUCACUGCAACUUCCGCCUCCUGGGUUCAAGUGAUUCUCCUGCCUCAGCCUCCUGAGUAGCUGGGAUUACAGGAAUGUGCCACCACGCCCAGCUAAUUUGUUACCUACACUGUAAUUAAUAAUUUCUUAUUUUAAAAAGUGGUACUAUUUAAUAUAAUAAAGAUAGGAGAUUGAAAAUGAGCAAGUGAUUCAUUUGCUCUUUUAAAGAAGCCCAUGACUUACCCUUUUAAAGAAGAAGUUGGUGGGUUACCUCAAUUAUUGUUCAUGCUUAAACAUAUCCAUUUGUACAGGCUUAUUUCUACAUGGGACCCUAUCAUAUAUACUAUAUUUCUCAAAUAUUUUUUCUAAAACUCUGGCCUAUAUUCUAAACACUUGACCAACACCUUAGUUAUUGAAUAGGUAACCAUUUUUAAAGCACGUGUAGUUCAUUUUUUAAAAUUCAAUCUCAAGACCGUUAGAUAUUUAAUAAUUUAAGCUGAUAAGGGUAUCAAAAUGCACAUUAACUUCGAUCAUCAUGAUUUAAGUUGUAACUUUGUGUUAUACAAAUAUUAGGUUGUUUAUAAAUAUAUUGGGAAAAGUAUUCUUGUUAAGCUCUUUUAAAUGAGGGUACUGUGGUUUAGAGUUAUAUAUUUUUGCUUAUUUUUAAAACUUUAUUCCAUUCUGCCUUAUAAUGAAACUUUUAAGGCAGAGAACUGAACUAAUUAUAGAAUUUCUCCUUUGGAGAGUUGUAAUGUCACAUAGUGAACAUUCUUAUAAAAGAAAGAAUAAGUUUAAGUUGAUGAAUAUUUAGCUGUAAAGAUUUUUUACUUAAAAAAAAUCCAUGAAUAAUAUCUUUGAUUUUAUUGUAAAGCAUUUGUAAAUUAUUUACAUUUUGGCUAUAUGAUUCAUAAACAUUUACGUUUCCCAAUGAUUUCUAUUUUGAUUUUUUAAAAAUAUACAGGGCAAGCUACGUUUGAAAAGCAUUAAUCAACAACUUUAUUGUAUUACACAUUCCAGUACACAUUCCAGCACACAAUAUCAUUUAAUACUCACAGUAGUACCUGUGAAAUAUGUCAGAUGGAUGUUCCUAUGUCUGUUUUACAUCAGAGGAAACCGACAUUCAGAGAACUUGCAUUUCUAAGAUUGUACCACUACAAAAUGACCAAAUUGUGAAGUCCCUAACAUCCAGGUUUUCAUAAUGCCAGUACUCUUUCUAUGACACGUUUAUGACCCUCCAAAUAUACCAGGACUACCUAACUACUUCACCGAGAGGAAGCCAACUGGAAAAACAGAAUUUUUACAAGUACAAUAGAGUAUUACUACAUCUUUUCAAUUUCAGACAAAGAAAUCUCCAUUUAUUAUAUCCUGAUGUUGAGUAUUGCCAGCUCGAAAUUAUUCAUAGUCCUAAGACAAGGAAAAUAUAGGUAAAUGAAAAUAUUAAAAUAAAGAACAAUGCCUUAAUUUGUAAAAUCUAUCAUUGCUACCACCCUGCCCAGGUCUGGCCAUUUGCCAUAAAUGCUGUUAAAUAAAUAUAAUGACUGACAGCGUUCUGUCUCCUUUCUCUUUUGCUACCCAACCUUGGUUAGAGCAACCAAAUGCCUAAAAGGCAUGUAAUAGAAGAAAAAAAAAAUUAGUUACCAAUUCACUGAUUAUAAAAGGGAUGUAGAUUCCUUUAAAUUAUGACUGACCUUUUGAAAGCCUUCACAUAAGUAAGCAACAGAUAAAAUGACUCAUUUACCCACAACAGUCAUCUAGUAUUAGUCUUAAGUAGUGUUAAUUCACUAUCUUUUUAUACAACAUAAAAACUUCUGCUUUCCAAACUUCUUCCUUUUCACUAAUUUAUCAGCCACUUUAUUUAUACACAGAUAACACUUUUAAAAACAUUUUUCUUUCUUCCCCAUUUUUUUUCUUUCAAAAAUAAAAUUUCUUAGAACCUGAUAAAAUGGAAACUUAUGGUAAUAUAUCUUCUGGGAGAUGUCCAAAAAUUCCACACCAUAAACUAUCAAUGAUGUAGCCAAAUAAAGGCCAUUCAAAAAAAUCUUUCAGUAACUGGGCUUCCUUGCCUUAUAUCUGUGGUAUAAUGUACCCAUUUAUAAUGGGGUUCUGCCAUCUUCGAAUUGUUUUAAACUCAAAUAAGAAUAAAAUUUAAGAAAUAAUUACCCAGUCUUGUUAUGCUUACUUCUUGAUGAAUUAGAGAACAUCAAGCCAGUGUGGAAAUCUCCCAGAGGAGACUGGGGUAAUUUAUGUAUACAUAUGAUACCUCCAAUGCAUUGCUUUGCUACUUUUUGACAGUCAAAUACUCUCCUCAUUUCCUCACUCUUCUCAUUAUCCAACUUACAUUGCUUGGUUCAUCAAUCCAUACAUCUGCAACUGCCUCUCUCAUGCUGGCAGGACAGAACACAAACUCUGGAUAAAGACACCUCUCUCUGUUUUGCCUGUACCUGAGUGCUCAAUAUGGCUCAUGAAAAACACACAACUCCUCUGACAGAUGUUUAAAUUUAUAACCUCAGAUAUCAAGUUAACCCUCAACUACCCAGCAACCUACUCUAUUUCUCUAAUGACUUUACUUUCUGAGACAGGUCUUUGUCCCUAGCACUUUACUGAAACCAAACUUGUUGUCAACCUAGAUAGUAAACAGAGAUAAGGUUUCUAAAAGGAAAUGAUAUUCAGGAAUUGCAAUGUGAAUACACGUGCCACAGUGUUCUCAUUGCAUAUGAACUACCUGCAUAUUCAGGGAGGUAAAGGAAGGAGGAUGUUUUUAAAGAAGGAUUAUGAGUUAUUUUGAGAUAAUUAUCCUUGGCUACAAGGAUCGAUAGCAAGCAUGAUGCCAGUCUGAGGUUGAACAGGCAUUUGCUGGGCAGAUACUCUCACAGAAGUAUUUUUUGUGUGUAAGGUUGCAAUGGCCUUUGUACAACGUUGUGGUUUUUGCAGUCUUUUGUGAUAGUUUUUGUUAUUGGGCAUUUAUGCAUGAGAAACCUUUCUUCACAGCCUUCUCUGGCUCUAUUUGUCAGAGUUUUAUUAACACAAGUGACUCCAUUAUGUUUCUGACAAGUUUCACAUUUCCCCCUUUUGAUCAAGAUAUUUCUCCAAAAGCAUCACUGACCAACCAUCCUGUAUUCAGGUGUUGAUAUCCCCUGGUGCCAGGAUGGGCCUGCCCUGGGUUGCUGAUCUGGUCCUAUGUUAGAGGAAGUGAAUGGUGGCUAGGAGUCAGUGUCAAAACCCUAUUAUCCACAUUUGAGCAACAAGGGAGGUUUGCAGGGAGUGGAUCUCAGGCUAAGUCUACCUGGAGUCCAUUAUUAAGUUCAGUUUUUUCUGUUCCAUAGUCGUUUGCUGUUGUCUCAAAGUGCUGGGCCAGCAUUGUUCUGUUAGGAGUUCUACUUCUGCAAAAAUUUAACAAGUAAUAGUGCAAACUUUAAAAAGGAAAUAAUAGUAAUAUGAAAAUCCCAGUUUGCAUAUUGGUUUUGAGCUGUGAAUCUAGGCUUAAAAGCAACCAAUUGAAUGAAGGAAAUGACCAUAGGGAAUUAGGUAAGACCUGUUGUAACCAUGUGGCUAUGUUUUUAUUUUGCUUAUAUGGGUUUCAACUUUCCCAGAGGGAUUUACCGGGUACAGCACGUAAUAUUUGCAAUAGCACAGACAUUUUCUUAUUUAGCCAAUAAAUAAUAUAAAGCUAUUCAUCAUCUAGUAUCCCAUGACUGGGUUGAAUUAAAGCAAAAGGUGAGCACUAAUUGUAUUAAGGAUAUUGCCAAAGUCACCCAAUAAGUGGGCUAAGGAAUCUUUUAGAUGAUUAGUUUCUGUCUAGUUACUAGCAGAAGCUACUGAUUAAGAAAUUUAAAUUACACCAUUAUCC